Dryobates pubescens (Downy woodpecker) is the source of this 2260-nucleotide messenger RNA. Its product is annotated as ankyrin repeat domain-containing protein 9. NCBI's taxonomy places the organism in Eukaryota, Metazoa, Chordata, Aves, Piciformes, Picidae. The record is from RefSeq and is a predicted model, not a curated record. Gene Ontology annotation, molecular function: protein binding. The coding region runs from base 390 to 1271 and encodes 293 amino acids. The transcript has 2 exons.
GCAGACAGAAAUCUGCCUCACCUCUCUCCAGCUAAUUUUAGUUUCUCCCUCUCCUCUCUCUAGCUGUGUGUGUGUAUAAAAUCCCUGGCAGCCUGACAGCGCUCCAGUAACCUGUGCCACACGCCACAGGAGAAGCCCUCACCAACCAUCUGCUCGCGUGGCAUGGGUUAACUGAGCCUGUGGGAUUGUGCUUACCUAAACAAAACCACUGCAGUGAGGGGGGAAAACAAUGAAUGGGUGGAGAUGAUCAGCCCAUGCAUUCCAGCUAGUGCAGUCCAGGCAGCAGUGACAGCCUGAAGGUUGCAGCAACAUCGGGAUCUGCAUUCCAAGUGCACAGAUCUUACAGUCUGGAGUGAUUCGGCUCGGAGCUGCUCUUUAUUUGCUGAGCCAUGGCCAGCAACCAGGCCAGCCUGCAGGAUGAUCAAAGCAGGCACUGCAAGUUCUUAUCCUAUAUGUUCUACCAGGCUGUGAGAGAUCACAAGCCCGUGUGGAUGCUGGAAGACAUGAGAACUAUGGAGUAUUUUUACUGGGAGGAAAACGCCAGCCUAAGGACCUACUCACCUUCAGAAGCCCUUCUCUAUGCAGUGGUGCAUAACCACCUGCCUUAUGCUCAGUAUCUGCUGUCUCAUUUUCCAGAGGAGGCUCUCAAGGUGCCUGGGGAACACUUCUGCUAUUGCCCAUCCUCUGCUCCUCACUUGGCCAUGGCCGUCACGUAUGACAGGAGGGAUAUUUUGGGGCUGAUCAUCAAAAUUGCACACAAGCUGCCCAGCUUGAACUCCUACAUCAACAGGACUGGCUGCUUUCAUCUGGAAGAUGGGAAAACCCCCCUGCACCUCGCCUGCGAGCUGCUGAGAUCAGAGACAGUGCUCAUCCUCCUCGGGAACGGAGCGUCUCCCAGGAUAGAGGAUAGCAAAGGGCUCACCCCACUGGACGUCAUCCUGGAGCAGAUGUGGGACUCCAAAGUCAACGUGGCAUCAAAGAAGCUCUGCCUCGACUACCUCUUGCUUUUCAUGCCCAACCCACAGUUUAAGAUGAGGAAAGUUCUGCAGGAGCAUCCAGACCACUGGACAGCCUUGCUGGGGGAAGACAAAUUCAACAGCCUGGUGGGGAACACACCUGCUUCUUUAUAUCUGCAAGCUAUGCAAACUAUCCUCCAGACUCUUCCCCCUUCCCACUUCCCUAAAAGCAUCCAGGAACUACCUAUACCUCAGGCACUAAAGCCCUUACCAUCCUAUGGCAAAAAGCUACCAGCAAAAAACGUGCACCACUAGCAGGAAGGACAGACCAGAUUCUGACCUCUGUUUACACCUCCUUACACCUGAAGUAAAGGCUUUUUAAGCUGAUUGUAUCACUCAUGGUGUUUGUUGGUCUAAAGAAGAACAGAAACUCUUUGUGCAUUUGCAUUCUUCAAGGCUCCAAGACUGACUUCAGCAGAAAAAUUGAUGUGAUGCUUAAUCCCUGAAAACAUUUUAUACCUUUUUGGUACUCUGAAUGUAUGCAGAGAUCUUUUUUCCAUCUCUCCAACACCAGUGGGCAUUUCACAGAAUCACUGAAUGGUCUGGGUUGGAAGGGACCUCCAAAGGUCAUCCAGUCCAACCCCCUCUGCAGUCAGCAGGGACAUCCUCAACUAGAUCAAGUUGCCCAGAGCCCUGUCGAGUCUCACCUUGAGUAUCUUCAGGGAUGAGGCCUCAACUACCUCCCUGGGCAACCUGUUCCAGUGUUCCACCACCCUCAUGGUGCAGAACUUGUUCCUAACAUCCAAUUUAAAUUUCCUCUUCUCUAGUUUGAAGCCAUUGUCCUUUGUCCUAUCACUGCAGGCCUUUAUAAACAGUCUCUCUCCAUCCUUCUUGUAGCCCCCUUCAGGCACUGGAAGACUGCUACUAGGUCUCCCUGGAGCCUUCUCUUCCCCAGGCUGAACAGCCCCUCCCUUUUGCCAGUUCCCUUGGCUUUUCUGGAGGCAGCAUGAGAGUGCCAGAUGCUGCUGUUCACUGCCUGAGACUGAGUGUCGCCCGGCCCGAGUACCAAGGAAUGUUCAUUGUAGGACACAACUUUCUGACAGAGCCAUACUUUUGUAAUGUGGGGGUCUCUUUUUUUAGGGGAAAAAGAAAAAAAGAAAAAGAAGAAGAAGGAAGAAAUCUUCCCUCUAAUUGUGUUUGUACUUCACUUGCUGCAUGAUUAAAGAGAGAAAGAAAAAAACCCAAGAUUGUAAAGUGCUGGAAAUGAAAUCUCUGUACAUGCCCUGGUGUAAUUAGGUCAAUUA